Messenger RNA from Betta splendens (Siamese fighting fish), 5022 nucleotides. Its product is annotated as SEC14-like protein 1. Gene Ontology annotation, cellular component: cytosol; cytoplasm. Gene Ontology annotation, biological process: negative regulation of RIG-I signaling pathway. NCBI's taxonomy places the organism in Eukaryota, Metazoa, Chordata, Actinopteri, Anabantiformes, Osphronemidae. The transcript has 18 exons. Gene Ontology annotation, molecular function: RIG-I binding. The record is from RefSeq and is a predicted model, not a curated record. The coding region runs from base 524 to 2767 and encodes 747 amino acids.
UCUAUUUGCGUUUGGGUGUGAUCUUAGAUGACUGUGUGGUGGUGUUUGUCCAUGCGAUGACAGAUGUCGUCAGACAGCGCUGCGCUGCCCUUGAGCUGGAAAAAAACCGAGCUUAGUGAGCGGGGAGGAGCGACAGCAUCACAGGCAUGACUGAGACCCGAGAGGAGGGCUGAAGCAGGGAUACUGCCCCGACACUUCAUCUCUCACCCCAGGCGAGAUCUAACAGCGGACUAUUUAGUCUAUCCCGCGUAUCAUGUCCGUCGCUGUCGGUCUGUGAGGUCUACGCGUUGGUCGAUUAGCUCGUUAGCCACUCGGGCUACACGGGCAGCUAGCACGAUCAAGCUAACGAUCACUAGCUGCUGGCUUCAGCGCACUGCCCGGACCCGGCGAGAGGAAGAGCCGAGUGGAGAAAUGGCAAGAGUUGAUUCGAAUAAUCCUUCCAGAGGAAAUAAGCAGUAAGGAGACGGAACCAGUCCACAUAUCAUUCGUCUUCUAAAUCAACGUUACCGUUGGAUCCUGAAACAUGACGGUUGUUGGUGUUGCUGUAAUCCCCAUCAUGGUGCAGAAGUACCAGUCGCCCGUGCGGGUGUACAAGCAUCCCUUUGAGCUGGUGAUGGCGGCAUAUGAGCGCCGUUUCCCUACUUGCCACCUGAUCCCGAUGUUUGUGGCGAGUGACGUGAUGGUGGAGGAGACCAGUGAAGAUGGAUCCACCCACAGGGUUGAGCGCCGCUGUGCCCUGGAUGUGGACGCUCCACGGCUUCUCAAAAGGAUUGCUGGUGUGGACUAUGUCUACUUUAUCCAGAAGAACACUCUGAACCGAAAGGAGAGGACCCUGCACAUAGAGUCCCACAAUGAGACCUUCUCCAACAGGGUUAUCAUCCAUGAGACCUGUUGCUAUUCAGUUCACCCAGAGAAUGAGGCCUGGACGUGUUUUGAGCAGACCGCCAGUCUGGACAUCAAGUCUUUCUUCGGCUUUGAAAGCACAGUAGAAAAGAUUGCUAUGAAACAGUAUGCCAGCAGUAUCAAAAAGGGAAAGGAAAUCAUCGAAUACUAUCUGAAGGAGCUUGAAGACGAAGGCAUUAGUUACGUACCCCGGUGGGCUCCCUCCACAAUUUCCCUGCCUCCACCCAAACCAACGAGCCCCUCCACUAAUGCCCCCGACAUCCCCAGCCUCACGGUUACGCCUGCAGUUUGUGUCUCGCUGUCCAGCGACGUGAAGGACAGCUGUCAGGAUGUCAAGCUAGACGGCACCAUACUUCAGACUGACAGCCUCAGUGAGAUCCUGGCAGGGACACCUGAAGACAAGCUGGAUGCGGACUACAUAAAGCGUUACCUGGGCGACCUCACUCCACUGCAGGAGAGCUGCCUGAUCAGACUUCGUAAGUGGCUGCAGGAGACACACAAAGGAAAGAUCCCGAAAGACGAGCACAUCCUUCGUUUUUUGCGGGCAAGGGACUUUAACAUGGACAGAGCGCGGGAGAUCCUCUGCCAGUCUCUGACCUGGAGGAAGCAGCACCAGGUUGACUACCUGCUGGAGACCUGGACCUCACCACAGGUCCUGCAGGACUACUACACUGGGGGAUGGCACCACCACGACAGAGAUGGACGUCCCCUGUACAUCCUGAGGCUGGGCCAGAUGGACACUAAAGGACUAGUGCGUGCUCUCGGAGAGGAAUCUCUGCUCAGACACGUUCUGUCAAUCAAUGAGGAGGGUCUUAGACGCUGUGAGGAGAACACCAAAGUGUUUGGUCGACCCAUCAGCUGUUGGACAUGUCUGGUAGAUCUGGACGGGCUGAACAUGCGCCACCUGUGGCGUCCUGGGGUUAAGGCGUUGCUGAGGAUCAUUGAGGUUGUGGAGGCCAACUACCCUGAGACUUUGGGGCGUUUGCUUAUCUUGAGAGCUCCCAGAGUCUUUCCUGUCCUGUGGACACUGGUGAGUCCAUUUAUUGAUGAAAACACCCGCAAGAAGUUCCUGAUUUAUGCAGGCAAUGACUACCAGGGAACUGGAGGACUGGUGGACUACAUUGACAAGGAGAUCAUCCCUGACUUCCUCGGCGGAGAGUGCAUGUGUGAAGUACCAGAAGGUGGCCUGGUUCCUAAGUCCAUGUACCGCACUCCCGAGGAGCUGGAGAACGAGGAUGUCCGCCUCUGGACUGAGACAAUCUACCAAAGUGCCAGCAUCUUCAAAGGAGCUCCACACGAGCUGCUGAUCGAAAUCAUAGACGCCUCCUCCGUCAUCACUUGGGACUUUGACGUGUGCAAAGGAGACAUCGUUUUCAACAUCUACCACUCCAAGAGGGCCCCUCAGCUGCCGCGUAAGGACCCCCUAGGAGCCCAUGGCAUCACCUCUCCAGGUGGCAACAACGUCCAACUCAUAGACAAGUCAUGGACGCUGGGGCAGGAUUACAGCAUGGUGGAGUCACCACUCACCUGCAAGGAGGGUGAGAGCGUACAGGGCUCCCACAUAACACGAUGGCCGGGUUUCUACAUCCUCCAGUGGAGGUUCCACAGCAUGCCGGCCUGUUCCUCCACCAACAUGCCCCGGAUGGAUGAUGUGUUGGCCACCUUGCAGGUCUCCUCGCACAAAUGUAAAGUCAUGUACUACACUGAGGUGUUGGGCUCCGAGGACUUCAGAACGGCUUGCUGUGAUGUGCAGAGUUUGGGCUCCAUGACCAGCCUGGAAUCGAGCCACAGUGGCUUCUCCCAGCUCAGCGCUGCCACCACCUCCUCCAGCCAGUCGCAGUCCAGCUCCAUGAUCUCCAGGUAGAAGCUGGAAGCUGAGGACUUUGGUCCCAUCCCCACGUCCACCCCCUCAACUCUCCACUGCCCUCACCAUCAACACUCAAGCCAACUCUUCUUGUCUUUGGACCCUGUUCUUAUUGCACAGCCAGCCAGUCUCCAUGGAACUGAAGCAUGCCUGCACAAAAGAACUUUGGUUAAAGGUUAAAACAGAGACUCUGUACAAUUUCAAGGGCUGAUCUUUGCACAAAUCUCGUAUACUUCUCAUCAGUUGAGUCUGAACAUUGGAAGAAUGUUAGCUUUGUCGCGUCUCACGCAGGGUGAGAAGGUCAACAUUCAAGGUUGCUUUGCAGCACUGGACACUGAAUGAAGCAAUACUGUCAUCCUCUGAGCUACGGGACUGAAUGAAAGACACUGGAGGAGCUGUUACAUUUAUGCAUCCACAUGUUUGCUCCCUUAAACAGUACUCUCACAAUGCAUUGGCUAAAAAGACUGGAUGUGCUGUUACAUGACACACAGGCGUGUAUAUACACACAUGGAUGUUUGACAUUGUUUUCCAUAGUGUUGCCAGAGGUUUUUGUAGAAUCUGGUGAUUAUUUCUAGAGCGUGGGUGGGCAGGGAAAAUUAAUUAGGCCUGGGUCAAAUACAACCUGCUGAUAACGUGUUCUUCUUUUUUGCAAUGGGCUAUGAGUGGGUGGAACUUACUGUUUAAUGUGUGAAAGUCCACCUGUCUGUCUCAUGAGGGCUUUAGCACACCGUAAGAAGCAUUUGACUAUUUGACCCGGGUCUGACUCAUGGCGAAAUAAUCCGCUAGAAGCAAUAACACAAGUUAGACUUUCUACUGUAUGUGAAACGGUUCUAUUUAUCAUUUUGAUGUGUAUGUGGAGGAUUAUGGGCGCUAAUUGGAGUUGUGCUUCGUACAGGUGUCAGACAGAGUGAGCCAGCAAACGGCUCAGGCGGUUUAAAUUGGUGGUGUCACCAUUCACACAUUGUGUCUGUUACGUUUACGUCAGGAGAGACACUUAAAUACGUUGUGGGAUUUUCCUCCUUGAUGUUUCCUCGUGAAUAAAACCACCAUAGUCGUUUGCUUCUCAGGCAUCCGCACGUUUCAGGAAGUUGAGCGGUCAAGAACGAUGCCUUGUCACAGACUUUUAUGAAUGUGCUAAUGAUGAAUUUUACUGUACUCGGAAGGUCAAGGGGCUGCACAGGACUGCCGUCAUUCUCCGUUUGUUUUAUUUGAGUAGUGUAGAUUCCAGUGUGCAUUAGGGAUGAAUGUUACUUUGGGGUGAACCUUUGACAGAGUGCCAGCAGACUGUACAUGUGCUAGCGUUAGCUGGGCUUUGUUACUGUUGUACUUGAUGGAGUCAAGCGUUGCAGUGCAUGCUGUGGUGACUGGGUUUACAAAGCUAUUAUUUAAGAUGAAGCUAUAGCCAUUCUAAGAGCCAUGUGUCAAUAAAUACCAUUUAGCCUUUACUUAGAUGUGCUUUUGUUUCCCCUAAGGUCGACUAAUGGAUGAGUGAAUGUGAAUGGAGUGAACAUUUCUAACUGCAAUGCAGCCAUGCACAGCUAUAUUAAUACAGUGUAUUUUAUUUCAAUAAACUCUGAUGACAUCACAUUGCAAACAAUAGAAAAGACCAGUCACCUGGUGCUGUUGCCAUGGUUACAUGCAAUGCAGCUCAGUGAAAUGGAAAAAAUAAAAGUAAACUUCUUGUUUUUCAGAGACCCAUCUGCUUGUUUUUACCCCGAUAAUAACAACUGCAAUAUGGUGAAACGCUUCACCUGCUCACACUGAGGGCUACUAAGUGUAUGUGAUGGUGUCAGUGAGUGAAUGUCAGGAGCGAUGCCUGUAAAACACGUCUGACCCUCGUGUCUCUCCCAACGUCUUCUACUCUAGUAAUGUUCCUUUUACUUCAGUUGUGCUGUUUGCUCUGAGACACUUUCAUUGUGUGUCUUGGGAAGCAGACUGGACCUCUGGACUGAUCACAGGCAUAAAGCAGCGCUCUCGGCUCGGAUGCUGCUGUGUUUGAACACUCUCCUGCCUCUGACUUUAGUGUGUAUGCAGUCGUCAGGAUCGCAUUGACACCUGAGGCCUAGAACGCAUCAUCUCAGCUGGGCUAAAUGUUUGUCCCUUCUGCAUUCUUCUGACAUUGUUUCAUAUCCUUCUCAUAUCUUUCAUAUCUCUCUUUACCCUGAUGUGAGAAAUUGUGUAAAACAUUUGGUUGGAUUCAUGAGAAAAUGGCAGUUUUACAUUUUUGGAAGCAUUAAACUUGAACUAUAACAAAA